UCGGCACCGACAACUAAAAACAUACCACCUCCACCGCUUCAACAGAUACUCCUCCACUCAACCCCAUCAUCAAGCACAGACUGCUCCUUUGGCCAUGUCAACCACGGAGGCUCCGGCUACAGAAUCUCCCGCUACGACAGAUGCAAUGCAAUCGCGGGUUGAAAAACUACAGGAACUCCGUAAGCGAAUGGAACAAUCGUCUCGAGCUAACCGGAAAGACGUUAUCGCAGAAGCAAAUCGAUCGCAUGUUAGCGCCAAGGAAAUUGCGCGCCUGGAGCGUAAGAAAGCCCAGGCGAUUGCACUGGGACAAAAAGCGGAAGCAGCCGAAGCUGGUGAAGAUUUGGAGCGGAAGCGUGCAUGGCAAUAUAGCAUUGAAGACAACGAAAGAUGGGAUAAAAAACUCAAACAGAAAGCGAGCAGAGGCAAUCACGAAUUCACCGAUUACGAUGAUUAUGCAAGGCGGAAAUAUAAAAAAGAUAUUGACAGCCUCAAGCCCGAUUUGGUCAGCUAUAAUAAACAACGAGCGGCCGCUACCGGUUCCGGGGCCUCCACAAGCUCUGCACUCGUCAGUGGAUCAUCCACAUCGGUCAUCCAGCGAGCGGCUGCCGAGAACCUCUACAGGAACAUGGACAGUUUAGUCUAUGCUGAUCAUCGACCGACCGAAGAAGCAGUUGAUCGUGUUGUCGGAAAACUUAAUCUUGAUAUCGACAAGAGGAGCAAACGUUCUCGUGUCAGGAAAGAAGAGGACGGCGAAAUUACUUACAUCAACGACAAGAACAAGGCGUUCAAUCAAAAAAUUGGCCGGUUCUACAACCAAUAUACAGAGGAGAUCCGAGAAAACAUCGAGCGAGGAACAGCUCUAUGAGUCGUUUCACGCUUUGUGCUUGUUCCUACUCUACUUUGCAGUUUCUUUCCUUGUAAAUACGUAGUCUGUCUCUGUACUUUGUAUUCCCUUAAUUGGUGAUCAGCCCGCUUGGUUCAUGUUUCUUUCCUCACCCAUAUAUCAUGACACAAGAUCUGGCGGGAGGUGUUGGUGGCUUAGCCUGCACUGUUGGGCAGGAUUGCCGAGUCAAUUGGAUGAGUGAAAAAUCGACCCUCGCGCCACAUAAACCACGGCAAGUCUGAAGUGGGCUUCUUUGUAUUUUCAUAACAGAGAGUUCCGUGGCCCGGCGUUCAGCCAUACCCAGUUCGUACACUCCGGUUG
Molecule: messenger RNA, 1204 nt
Organism: Puccinia graminis f. sp. tritici CRL 75-36-700-3
Lineage: Eukaryota; Fungi; Basidiomycota; Pucciniomycetes; Pucciniales; Pucciniaceae
Exons: 6
Coding region: 95-865 (256 amino acids)
Cellular component (GO): catalytic step 2 spliceosome; Prp19 complex; post-mRNA release spliceosomal complex
Source: RefSeq, a predicted model, not a curated record